CUGAGGCGUCCUUUGGCCUCCUGACCGAGCUCCCCUUUCUCUUCGGCCGGGAUGUCUCAUGGGGUCCCCGCUGCGGGAAGCAUUUUGCAACGAAGUUCCUCUUCCGAAGGAACCCUGCAGAGUCAUGAUGAUGAUGAAAGAAGAGUAAGACGGAGAGAGAAGAACAGAGUCGCUGCCCAGAGGAGCCGAAAGAAACAAACCCAGAAAGCAGAUAAACUCCAUGAGGAAUAUGAGUGCCUUGAACAAGAGAAUACUUCUCUAAAAAGAGAGAUUGGAAAGCUGACAGAUGAAGUAAAACAUCUGAGCGAAGUGUUGAGGAACCAUGAGAAAAUCUGUCCCUUGCUGCAUUGCUCUUUAAACUUUGGGUUGAUUCCCAGACAUGAAGCCCUCCUUGGUCCCUUGCCAAGGUAAAGCUCGCUCCUGAGAAACCUGAAGGAAUGAGAAGACCCUCCACUCUCUUCAUUUUGGCCAUCAUGUUGCAUGAACACAAAUCCUUAUAGCAGCAUGCACCACAUCUACUGUUGCCCUGGGGUCUACCAACCAUCAGGAAUUAAUGUUGAUGUUAAAAAGCCAUGAACUGCAGGCUUAUGGGAGCAAUUUUCAACUGAGCAGGGUACACUCUGUGUGUUUCCACUGUGCAUUCCACGCAAUAGGAAACCUUGUGUAGUGGAAGUGCUGGAAUAUGAAGUAUUUUAAAUUCAAUUCAUUUUUAACCAGGUAGAUGUCUGGUCCCUAUUGCAAUAGAGACUUUGUUGGUGACCAUAGGGAAUGAAGAAGAGGGCUCAGAACCAAAGGGAUCGUACACAUGACAAUCCGUAGUCAAAGACAGGGACUGCUUCUGCUUCCUAGCACUCUGUCUGUUUUUCCCUCUUCCAUUUUUUUUUAUGACAAGCACCUCAAGUUUUGUGAAAACCUGAUUAUUGUAUUUUGGGAUAUAGCUUUAAGAUUGUUUUUAAGUGUGACUAUAUUGCACAGCAUAUAAGGUUUGGGAGGCAUUUCUUCCAGUGCUUCAAGGCACGGUUUUCUGCAGUGAUUAUCGACUUCCAUAUAUUUCUAGCUGUACCACGAUGGAGCUGAACUUGCAACAAAGCUAGUAUUUUCUUUCAAAACUCUUUGAAACUCUGCAACCCAGUGAAGCCUGUGGCAGCCCAAUUCCUCUGGGAGGGAGCUGCUGCUCAUGUUCCCUUGCAGGUCCAGGAUCCUCUUCUGGGAAAGGUGGCUGGCCAGCCCUGCAGCAGCCCUGACCAGAUUCCUUUCAUGUGGCCAAACAAAUGUAUGCAUUUCUCUUUUCUAUGGAGCGGACUUGACAGACUUGUUUAGCAGCAGGACCCACAGCACCAGGGGGCAGAGCUUGUGAGUGUUUGGUCUUUGUUGCUUUCUGGCUUCGGCAGUAGUGAGAACAAUUGCAAGUCGGCUUGAAACUGCCUCUGAUGAUUUGGGAAGUGAAAAUGGUGUGGCAUUGAAGGGUCUUAAUUUAGCAUCCUGAGUUUGCUUAAAAACUCCUCAUGAAGGAAAAUCUCUCACUUUCCAUGGCAGUGUAUUCCAUUGUUGCUUGUUAAAUGCUUUGAUAUUUCUAUGUAUGUCUGCAUGCAACCUUGGUAUCCAAAGAUAUUGGAUCAAAGGAAGUGGCCUCUCUCCUCCCCCUUAUUUUCUCCCAGUCCUGUUGUCUGUGCAUAUCUAGUGUGCAAGAAGUACAGUGGAACCUCGGUUUACAAACUUAAUUCAUUCUGUGACUCUGGUCGCACCCCGAAUU
This is a messenger RNA of Python bivittatus (Burmese python), 1753 nucleotides long. It is a transcript of the gene BATF3, whose product is annotated as basic leucine zipper ATF-like transcription factor 3. Gene Ontology annotation, molecular function: DNA-binding transcription factor activity, RNA polymerase II-specific; RNA polymerase II cis-regulatory region sequence-specific DNA binding. NCBI's taxonomy places the organism in Eukaryota, Metazoa, Chordata, Lepidosauria, Squamata, Pythonidae. The record is from RefSeq and is a predicted model, not a curated record. Gene Ontology annotation, cellular component: nucleus. Gene Ontology annotation, biological process: regulation of transcription by RNA polymerase II.